AUGUAUGACUCUGGAACAACAACCAUCGGCGAAUAUACAUUCAUCUACUCGGGCCAUUCAAGUGCAGACAAAACUCGCUCAGCUCAUGGAGUAGCAAUAGUUCUUAACAAGCAAGCAACAACAGCAUGGAAAAACCUUGGUUCAACUUGGGAAGCCGUCAAUGAACGUAUUGUUAUGAUUCGUCUCGCAAGCAAACCAAUCAACGUUACCGUCAUCGCUAUAUAUGCACCUAUCAACCCAAAAAAUCAGCAGCAAGCCGGCUCAACAACUGAUCCUUUUUAUGAAGAUCUACAAAAAACAAUCAACAAAGUACCAAAAUGCGACAUGCUCCUCAUUAUUGGUGAUUUCAACGCUCGCGUAGGUCAGGAACAACAUCGUACAAGUAGCAAUGUCGUUGGUCCACAUGCUGUAGAUACCAUAAAUGACAAUGGCGAACAUCUCGUCGAUUUUUGCUCUAUAAACAACCUUAUUAUGUGUAACACGUUUUUUCAACACAAACCUGUUCAUCAAAAAAGCUGGAUGCAUCCUGGAAGCAAGACCUGGCAUAUGUUGGACUAUACCCUAGUCAACAAGAAAUUUCGCUCAAGCGUCGAAGAUGUUCGAGUGCAUCGCACAGCAGCUGGAGUAAUCGGAACUGAUCAUCACCUUCUCCGCAUCAAACUCAAGUUCCAUCUGAACAGUCGAAGAAAAAUAAUCAAAAAUCAACUAUUACGUGUAGAUCGAAAAAAACUCAAAAAUGAGCAAUUGAAAAUGGCAUUUCAAGCCCAAUUAAACCAACGACUCCAACAACCAACAUAUUCUCCUCAAACCAUCGAUCAAAAGUAUACCAAUUUUGUUGAUUAUGUACGUCAAACAAGUGGAUCAAUUUUCCAAGAAGAUGGAAAUGGCAGAAAAUACAAGGAAUGGUUAACAGAUGAAAUCCUCGACGUUGUUGACAAAAAAGCAAAAGCAUUUCUAGAUUGGCAAAAUUUUCGUGGCACUUCUCUCGAAGCAAAAUAUCGCAAGAGCUAUUGUCUCCUUCGAAAUUUGGCCAAAAAGAAAAUCGAAGCACGACAAGUGGAAUAUUGGGACGAACUCAGUAUGGAAAUUGAAAAUGCCAUCAAGCAACAUGAUCCAGCAACUGCCUAUGCAAUUAUUCGACGUCUGAGAGGCGGGCGAGCAAAAAUCGAAAAUUUUCCAAUCUUCGACAAACAAGGAUGUCUCCUAACAAACUCAGAAGAAAGACUCAAUCGUUGGAAAGACUAUUUUAACGACCUUUUAAAUGUACCAUCCAUCGUCGACCAAACAACAAUUCAACAAAUCCCUCCCGCAACAAUUACCACAAGUGAGCAACGACGUCAAGACAAAACUCCUACCCUUAGUGAAGUGCAGUGUGCAAUCAAGCAAAUGAAAAAUGGCAAAGCUCCUGGAAACGAUGGAAUUUCUAUAGAUGUUAUCAAGGCUGGUGGUCUUCCAAUGGCAAAAUGGUUACACGAGAUCUUCGUUGAUAUUUGGGAAAAUGAAAUAAUGAUCAAAGAUUGGACAACUGCAAUACUGAUCCGACUAUAUAAGAAUAAGGGUGAUAAAAAGAUUUGUGACAAUUAUCGUGGAAUUUCUCUUUUAGUCGUAACAAGCAAGAUCUUUUCUAGAAUCAUUCUCAAUCGAGUACAAGGCCUUCUGGACAAACAACUAUUAGAAGAACAAGCUGGCUUUCGAUCAAAUCGUUCAACAAUCGAUCAGAUAUUCAUUCUCAAAAUGAUAAAGGAGAAAUCUCACAACAACAACAAGCCCCUUCAUAUGUGUUUCAUCGACAUUAUGAAAGCUUAUGAUUCCGUCGAUCGUACUCUUCUUUGGCAAAUAUGUCGCCAUUACGGUCUUACUGACAAGAUUGUUCAAAUGCUCAUACUUCUUUACCAGGACACCAAAGCACAAGUUCGAAUAAAUGGAGAAAUUUCUGAUCCAUUUGAUAUCAAUUCUGGCGUUCAACAAGGUGGAAUUCCUUCCUGCAUCCUCUUCAACGUCCUAUUCGACUUCAUCAUGCGUCGUGUCAUUGAACAGGUAAAACUUCUCGGUAUAACUGGAAUCAAAAUGGCGUAUGGUAGUAACGACUUCUUUCAUCCUGCAAGUGAUAACUAUAUAGAUUUGGAAAUCCUCCUCUUGCUAUAUGCUGAUGACUUGGUCAUGAUGUGUAACAAUGCCACUGAUCUGGAACUCUUCAUUCAAUGCUUUGAACAAGUGACACAACAAUUCGGACUCACAAUGAGUGUAAAGAAAACAUGCGUCAUGUCCCUCAAACAACUACAACAAGAUCUUAUAACAAACAAAGUCAUCAAAGAUCAAGAAAUUGGCAACCAAAAUCUGACAAUAACCAUUCGGAACGAAAAAAUUGAAACUGUCAACGAUUUUCGUUACCUCGGAUGUUGUGUAACAAGAGAUCAAUCGAUCGAGAAAGAACUCGAAACUCGUCUUGCAAAAGCCUCAAGAGCGUUCAAUAUGUUACGUCAUGUUAUCUGGUGUAGAAAAACCGUUUCCAUUCAAGCAAAAUUGCGAAUUUUUCGCGCUUGCGUUCUUCCGGUUCUCCUUUAUGGCAGUGAGAUAUGGUCAACAACAGCAGCACAAGAACAACGUCUCAAUACCUUCUAUCUCAAAUGCCUCAGAACUAUAAUUGGAAUCAAUUUGGAUGACCGUAUGCCAAACGAACAACUUCUACAACUCACUGGACAACCACAUCUAAGCAAUAUCCUCAGUAGAAAUCGGCUUCGUUGGUUGGGACACGCAAACAGGAUGCAAACAGAAAACAACGUACCAUCAAUGGUCAAAAAAGCCAUGUUUGCAUACUUUCCUCAAACAGUCAAACCACGAAAUUUCGGUAACCGAAAAAAAUGGCAAGAUAAAAUCAGCGAAGAUGUAGAGAAAUUGAAUAUUCGGAAUUGGCGACGAGAAACACUUAAUCGUGACAAAUGGCGAGAUACAAUCAACAAAUAUGUUCACUCAAACAUACCUUCCUCAAACAUUGCAGAAGUCGUACAACAAUACAAACAAAAAUCACAACAACGACGAGCAACAACAAACGCACCUUCUCCACCAAAGAUCAUCGACGUCCUAGCUAAACAAGGUCUCAAGAAUCUAGAUGGUACGUAUACAUGCCCCAAUUCAAAGUGUUCAGGGAGACUGUUCAAGCCUCAAGGUAUUACUGGACAUAUCAAGUCGUGUGCAAAGAAAUGGUGCACAAAAAAUGGAAUUUCAACGAAAUGA
This is a messenger RNA of Rotaria socialis, 3234 nucleotides long. The record is from the annotation of a GenBank genome assembly. NCBI's taxonomy places the organism in Eukaryota, Metazoa, Rotifera, Eurotatoria, Philodinida, Philodinidae.